Molecule: messenger RNA, 5186 nt
Organism: Eufriesea mexicana
Lineage: Eukaryota; Metazoa; Arthropoda; Insecta; Hymenoptera; Apidae
Product: lysosome membrane protein 2
Exons: 4
Coding region: 1781-3331 (516 amino acids)
Cellular component (GO): cytoplasm; membrane
Molecular function (GO): scavenger receptor activity
Source: RefSeq, a predicted model, not a curated record
GAGAGAAAGAGAGAAAGAGAGAAAGAGAGAGCGGGAGAAAAAUGGAAAAGCCCAUGGUCGGUCAACUUUAUACGGCUGGAUCGACGCCCGAGCUGCUUAUCUUUGCGAAACAUCGUAAAGCGCUGUUUCGGAAGUCGGAUAUAGAUAUAGAUAUUUCUACUUUUGAGCACGACUGAUUUUCCACGAUUCGGCUGUAUCGUUCGAACCGACUAUACAUCGGUAUGUUUUUUAACGUGCAUUUUAUAGAAGUUGGAAUUUAUCGCAGGAAGGAAGAGGAACGAUAAACGAUUUCGCGAAUAGCUUGCCGUACCGUGUAGAGAUAGAAAGGAAUGCGUGGUAAGGGUGGUAACGCGAUUGCAGCAAACCGAUAGUUUCGUUUGAAACUGGGAAAUUCAGAGGCGCGUUUGGAUACCGAGGAAAGGAAGAAUGAACGCGAAUGGAAGAGGCGAAAGAGUCGGGGAUACGCUUAAACGCUUAGGCCAUGUCAGCAGCCAGUUGGUUACGCAAUCGCGUGGCGCAUCGAUAGAGCGGAUAAAAAUCGGAAUUACGGCAGCGCGUAUCGUACCGCACAAGCAUCGUUACGUUUACGUAUAAAAGCGAAAUGAUAAAAACGACGCGACUCGAGACAUCGCAUCUGAAACGGGUGAAAAGGGCAUCUGCCAGUCACAACAUACCGAACACGCUCGCGCGAUAAAUUCGAAUCGGCAUCGGUCGCGUCUCGUUACGUUACGUUUCGCGACGCGUAUCGCGAUCCGUCCUAUCGUUGCACGAUUUCAGAUCGAUCGAGUUAUUUCCGUUGGAUCGAAUGGAAUGGAAUGUCCGAAAGCCGAUGGUGAAUUCUCUUGCGAGAAAUUCCGGCGUCUUUCGUUCUGCUUAUUCUUUCCCUUUCUCGUAUCGCGCGCGCGAGAAACGUUUUACGACGCGUCGCAAUGUUAACCCGACGGUGAUACGGUUGAUCGUUGGAGAUUUUUCUCGUCUACCACCGAUAAGCGAUAGUAUACGCUGGUUCGUAGGAACGUAGUAGUUCCUUCGCUGCAACUCGGCGCGAUUUCAUCUGGUGGAUGGUCUGGUCGAAAUUACCGCGCCGCGGCCGGAUGUCACGUGUCGAUGUCGCGAAUCCAGACGUUGUUCGAACGAAGCAACCGAAGAAAGAAAAUAGAAAAGGCGAAAAGAGAAGAAGGAAAGGGAGACGAGAGAAACGGGGGAGGUGAAAGGCGAUGACGGGAUCGGUGCGGGGCUGGUGCAAACAGGGAAACACGAUCGCGUUUCUCGAUCGCGGAGAAAAAUGAGGAGCGUGGAUCGCUGGAGGAUUCGAGAAAUGUCCCAAGUUUGGUGGCAAACGAUAGGGUCAUCGCGCCGCCAUAGCGAGGUUAUCGAUGAAUCGAGAAAAGGUGGGGAGAUUUUUGUACGUCGUGGUCGUCGUGGUCGUCGUGGUCGUUCCGCGGAACUCAGUAGAGCGUCGAAAAGGCGCGGAAAACGGACAGAAGAGGAACAACGGAAGAGGAGGAAAGAACACGCGGGAAGUUGCUCGCUCGUGGAACGUUCAUCGGGAUCCAGAGAUAUUUCGAAGGAAGCGCACACACACACACACACACACGCGCGCAUCUAUACGGACGCAUCUAAUUGUACGCGUGCAUAGGUGUAUGCGUGUGUGUGCGCGCGCGUGCCUGCGUGCGUGUUUAUACGUAUAAUCGGAGAGAAUCGAAGAGAAUCGAAGAGAAUCGAAGAGAAUCAAGGUGUAAUCGUGACUGGAGAGACGAAAGAACGUGCAAUCGGAAGAAUGGAGAAGAAAAGUAUAGCGCGGGCGAUUCGAAAAAGUUUGGGCGUAAGAACGCAAAGGCAGCGAACGUUUUGGUCGUACGGGUUCCUCGCGUUGCUCAGUAUCGCGAUAUUCGUACUGUUUUGGUGCACGAACGUGUUCCGUGACGCGAUUCUGUCAAAUCUGGCGCUACGAAACGGUACACCGUCCUUCUCGCUGUGGCAACGGCCACCGGUCGGCCUCGAAAUCAAGGUCUACGUUUUCAAUUACACGAACGUGCGCGAGUUCGAGAACGGUACCGCGAGCAAGUUGAAGGUGCAAGAGGUCGGACCGUUCGUUUAUCGGGAAACUUUGAGCCGAGUGAACGUGCAACUGCACGAGAAUCAGACGGUCACGUAUCAAGAGAAGAGGAGCUUUCGAUGGAUCUCCGGGAAAUCGGAGAACGAAAGGGUGAUCGUACCGAACGUAUCGCUCAUUUCCACGCUUGCCUAUUCCCGAAAUCUCGUCUAUCUGCUGCGAAUCUGGCUCACGAUAUUUCUCUCCAAGAUACGCGCGGAACCGUUUCUCGAAUUGCCGGUCGGCCAAUACCUAUGGGGAUACGAGGACGAGCUGUUCGAGAUGGCCAAGCGAUUCGCGCUGUUGGAGCAACCCGUGUCCAACGAUAAAUUCGGAAUUCUCGCAUUCAAAGAUGGCUUGAACCCGGAUCGCAUCACGGUACACACGGGGACCGACGAUCUUCGAAAUCUCGGGAUGAUUCAACGAAUCAACGGCCUGGAGAAUCAUAAAAUCUGGGGCGACGAGAAAUGCGAUCGGAUUUACGGUACCGAUGGUAGCAUAUUUCCACCGCACUGGAUCCAACGAGCAAACUCCACCAUCUAUGUCUACGCUAAGGACUUUUGCAGACAAUUGCCAUUUCGUUACGAUCGUCGCCACUUCUCCGACGGUAUACCUACUUUAAGGUACAAAUUACCGAGCAACGUUUUUACAUCGCCACGCAACAAAGACUCGUGUUUUUGCCCGAAGGAAUCGUACGAUUCGAUCAACGUGAGAAGAUGCCCCCCAGUCGGAACGUUCAACCUUUCAGCUUGCAAAUUCGGGACACCGGUGCUCGUUUCUUUCCCUCAUUUUUACUCGGGAGAAGAGUCGCUUUUCGAGAAAAUCGACGGGCUGAUGCCACGACAAGAACAUCACGAAAGCUACAUCGAUCUUCAUCCGCGUUUAGGCGUCACAGUUGGCACCGGUUUGAGAUUUCAACUGAAUCUCGAGGUACGAAAAGCGGUCGGCGUGCCCUUUUCCGGAAACCUCCAAGACGGUUCGAUCCUACCUUUGAUCUGGCUGGACGUCGGACUGGACGAUAUGCCCGAAUCGAUCCAACAGAUCUUAUAUCGCAGUCAUUACCUAGCCAACGCCAUAGAAGCUGGAUUCCAAUGGUGUAGUCUGGUCGGUGCGGUUAUCUCGUUCGGCGCUCUUUUCGCCGUCCUAAAAAAAGACGACCAAUCGAUCGAUGCAAAGUCGGAUUCCUCGAAACGUCAUCGAUCCGUCACCGAUCGAACCGAACUCGAUCCACUCUGAGCAACGAUCCAUCCACGCGCAACCUGAUUUUCAUCCGUUUCGUUUCUUGUCGCUUUUAACAAGAAUACAACGCGUCAACCAGUUAUCGGAUCGUAUCUUUGCCUAUUCGCUUACCUCUUUUCUCUCUCUCUCUCUCCCUCCCCCCCCCUUUUUUUCUCUCAUUUUUUUCUUCUCCUUUUUUCGUCGCCGUUUCGUCACGGAAAAAUGCAGCGAAAAAUGCAGCGAAAAAUGCAGCGAAAAAUAGUUUACGCGCAGGGAUAUAAAUAUCGAUCGCGUGACUAUGGAACGCGAUUCCGAUUAUACGCGAUAGAUGGAUCGUACGAGCAUCGUUAUAUACCUGAUUCACGUGCGGUCGAUUGCGCCGUAUUCGUGAUAACGAUAUGCAAGGAUACACGCAUACGUGGACACGCGCGUGUGUAUUCCGUACAAUCGUCAGCGAUCUUAGGAAGAAAAAUCGCAACGUCUGCGCGCAAAUGCAAACAAACGCAAACAAACGCAAAAGCUACAGGGUGACAGGUCAGCGUUGCAACCACGAGGUAUGUUGUCGUUGCGUAGAAAUAGUAGUAGAAGCAGCAACGAUAGUAGUCGCGAUAGUAUACGCGUUUCGCGUUGCCUUUCUCCGCACACGACACACAUCGAUAACCUAGGUCGCAUCGAACGACAUCUUCGAAGAAGCGAGAUAACAGAUUCUGGUCUCGUAAACAUUUUCGAUUGCUCGUAAAAUCAAACAGCGAUUAGACUCGACGUACACAAUUUUAUUAUUAAUUUCCCCGACAUGGUUCGAAAUCAUCUCGAAUCGAUCAGAUUUCAAAUCUAUUUGGCUACUUUUUAUUUUCGCUUCUUCCUCCACCUCCUGUUCGUACCACCUCUUCUAACCACCUCCUCUACACCCUCGCUAUCCCCCCCUCACCUUUACCUCCCGUGCCGCUUCUCUUGCCCGUUCUUCACCUGCACCGUCAUAUCUUUCACCUCCGUCACCGGCCCCUCUCACCCUUUCCCCUGACUUUUCAUCGUAAAAAACUAAAUUCAUCUAAAAACCUAACCGUAGGCUAUCCUGAAGUAACGCGUUUACAACGAAAUACAUAUAAACGAAGAUAUAAUGAAUAACAAUAAAAUCUCGAUCGCCGUCAGGUUCGUCAAAGUCCGAGGACGACGACUAUGACUUCGUACCGGGUCUCGCGCAACCGAUCGAGAAUCCGCUGGACGGAAUAAUAUUUUUAUGCACGGCCAAGAGAGGCGAGAGUGUCCCUCGAUAGCCGAUACGUGCACGCUCCUCGAUCAUCCAUCAUCGACCAUCGAUGAGUAAUCGCGACCUCGUCGAACCGCGAAAAACUCGUUUCGCGGAUACAAAAUUCCUCGCGUAUAAUACCUGUCGCGUCGUCUCCUCGCCAUUUCUCGCUUCGUUCCUUCUUCCUUUCGUUACCUCUCUAUGCGCGCAUCCGUAAACUCGCAUGCUCGAUACCUUGCUCUCAUAGCUUUGCGCGCAGCAUCUCGACCACCAGUGUCUCGCGCGGAUAGUAAAAGCGCGAACGAAAGAAGAAGAAGAAGAAGAAGAAACGCCGAGUACCUGAUCGGUAUGUACAAAGAAAACGCGUGAAAGUCCUCGUAAAAGGCGAACGGUUAUCGUUACGCGAUACGAGAAAUUCUCCUACCUCCCUCGGCGCCCGCUUCGUUUCCGACAUUUCUCCGCGUAUUUCCUAUUCUUAAGGCAGUAUAACGACGGUGACGCGCGCAACAAUGUCGGCGAAUGAUAACGACGACGAUAAUAACAAUCGUGAUUCGCAAACGCAAUGAUCGUGUUCGUUUCUUCCUUGCUCGGCCUAAUCGUAUCUCGCUCUCACUCUCUCUUUCCAAA